AUCCACAUCUCAAAAUAUGCGGCGAACCUCAUCCACCACGCGGCCACGCCUGGUAAUUCCACCACUCCACUCUCCAAAUUGCUUUAACGCUGCCCUUCCAGUUUUACCGCCACCGCCCAACGUUUUCACAUUUCCUCGUUCCUUUCACUAUUUCGUCGUCUUCUUCUACCAUCUUUUACCUUUCCACGUCUUUAUAGAUAGAUCAUGAAUCAUCAUCGUCAUCGUCAUCGCAACUACUCAAGCAAAAUCAAGCUCACUAUUUAAACCCUAACUCGGUUCAAUUUCUCUUUAGUUCACUCUCAUCGACCGAGAGUCAACCUUUUGACUCAGCAAACAAUGAGCCUGCUCAGGCGAUUUGAGCUCAUUGAGCCCUCCUACUACCCUCCCCUCUUCCUCCGAGAUACCUCCAUUUUUGCCCCCAAAACCCUACCUUUCCCUUUUUUUGUAAAAGAGGAUGAUCUCGAUCUCGAUCUCCCAAACAUUUACCCUGGCCAUGGCCCCAUAGAUUUCUUCGAAACGGUCACCGAUCUUGUCUCCUUCAAUGAAACGCCGUCGUUUUCUUAUUAUGGACGACUUCAGCGAUUCGACAGUCUCGGAGCCCAGUCUUCUUACUUGAAAAGCCUGUCCGACCGAGUGAGCCUGCUGGAGUCGCGUUUCGACCGGCUGCUCAGCUCGAGGUCCAAAGGUGGCGACCGGAAGUACACUUGGACGGCGGAGAUCAAGAGUCCGGAGAACGACGGAGUCGAUCGGAAGUACAAAUGGACGACGGAGAUCAAAGAAGGGAGGAAGGAGAAAGGAGGCAUUGAGAAAAAGUAUAUGUGGACGGCUGAGAUUAACGGGAGGGGAGAAGGGGGCCGUCCGAUCGAGCGGACGUACACUUUCAAAUCAUCGAGUGGCGACACAGAUGAUCAUAGUGGAUCAAAGACGAAGGAGGUGAAGGAGAAGAAGAAAAAGAAGACGAAGCGAGAGAGUGACACGCGUUUAGUGGAGAUCGAAGAGCCAGUAGAUCAUGGGGCUGUGGUUUUAAGACAGGCCUUUGCCAAGAGAGUUGAAAGGAGCAAAGGUAAGAAGAAGGAACUAUGUCCUCAAGAUGCUGCAUUGAUGAUUCAGAUGAGCUUUAGAGCUUAUCUGAUUCGUAGAUCACAGGCGCUUUGUGCCCUUAGAGAUUUAGCAAUUGCCAAGGCCAAGUUGAAGGAGAUCAGAGCAUUGUUCAAUAAUUUCUCCUACCGUCGUCGUGUCGCUCAAGAUGCAGAAGAGCGUCAGAAGUUCUCAGAAAGAAUUAUUGUCCUUCUCCUUACAGUUGAUGCCAUUGAGGGAGCUGACCUCAUGGUGCGUGCUGCAAAGAGGUCAAUUGUGGAUGAGUUAGAAGCAAUGCUCGAUGUAGUGGACCCGCAGCCUCCUGGUAAAUCACUAUCCAUGAGGAGGACUUUUGAUAUGCCUGAUGGUGUCAUUCAGAAGGAAAUUGCUGCAGGUGUGGCACAGGUUGUCCAAAUGCUUAAUCGGGAAGGGGAGAGUGCCAACGACUUCGAAGCAUCCCUGUAGGGAAUGGUAAUGCGACAAUUCACCACUGUUUUAAUUUCCUUCUGGUGUUAUAAAGUGUUACCGGCCAGGAGGUUUUGACCCAUUUGAGAAGAUGUAGAAGACUUUAAAUGGCCCUCUCUCUUGUAUUGAGUUGUAUACUGCUUGGACUUCUCCCACUGCUUGCAAGAGUUUUACCAGAUUUAGAUGACUUUAAGAUGGCUGAUCAUAGUACUCUGAUUUGUGUGCGCAAUGUGUGGAACUGGCCGGUGGUGAUAAUUAUUAAUGUUCUCAACCCAGGAAAGCCUUCAUCCCAACCACUUUGCAUUGAUCUUUUUUCAACAUCUAGCUCUCUGAGGGCCGGCCAUGUUCUCUGCUAAAUUGGUUUUAGGCUAUGUUGUGUAUUCACAUUUCUCACAGCCUUCAAUUUGUUCAAGUCAACGGUCAUUCCUAUGUUUGUGUCGUUUGGGGUAACGUCCUUUUCUUUAAAUUGUGCGGAAUUGAUGUAUUAUACUCAUGGCAUAUCCAGGGAAAAAGAUGUCAAAUCUACUCAUGGCAGAAAAUGCAGUACGAUGGUCAACUGGGACGAUUGAGGCAGAUGACACGGUGGAGAGUUUUUUUCUGGUUUCGUUGAUUAGUUUCUUUGAGUAGUACCAAAGACUGCAAAAAAAAAAAAAAAAAAAAACUCAAGAACAAACAGGGCCAAUCUAAAUGGCUCAUGAGUCUUAGCAGAACUUUGUAUGGGCUUAAUCAUUAGCAGUCUCUGUUCAAACUUCAAAGUCACUUUUUUUUUUUUUGGUUUUUUGGGUAUUAACUACUGUGUUCAUCACAUGUUGUAAAUUGGGCUACUUCUAAUAAUAUAAAAACAUAGAUGUAGUUUAAUUCUAAA
Carya illinoinensis is the source of this 2407-nucleotide messenger RNA. Its product is annotated as BAG family molecular chaperone regulator 7-like. The record is from RefSeq and is a predicted model, not a curated record. The transcript is spliced from 3 exons. Gene Ontology annotation, molecular function: protein-folding chaperone binding. Gene Ontology annotation, cellular component: plasmodesma. Bases 337 to 1542 code for a protein of 401 amino acids. NCBI's taxonomy places the organism in Eukaryota, Viridiplantae, Streptophyta, Magnoliopsida, Fagales, Juglandaceae. Gene Ontology annotation, biological process: protein folding.